UCGACACCGUAUUUUCUGUAUUGUUGGUGACGGAUCACGCCCCUUUCUUCCCUUCUGCUUGUUUUGGAAAUAAAAGAGACUUCAUUGACUGUGCGGAUGCUUUGUGCAAAGCCAUUCAGUCGUUUGCAGCCCGGAAUGUAACACAUGCAGGACGGAAAGGACCCGGCUGGACAUUUUGUAGUGGCAUGUGAGGAAUCUGUGCAAGCGACGCGCCUGAGGUAAAUCCGAACAUUUCCGAAUUGUGCCGACGUUUCCCGAACCAUCUGUACUACCGGACUGCUCGAGGCGGCCGCUUAACGCCAUGUUGAGAUAACUCUCCGACGUAAAUGAGGUAUUACUUUGAAAAUGAAACGAAGAACUGAAUAAAAGCACCCGGGAGAGAUUUGAAGAACAGGAUUUUAAUAGCGGGGUCAGUGAAGAACCAGGGCGGAGGAGAGUUGUGUGCUGAACCCCCCUUUAACGUCCCCGUCCCCAUGAACAGCAGCACGUACGACCCCGAGAAAAAAGCGACUGCACCGAAAAUGGCUUUUUUUCGCACCACUAGUGAGAUACUCAUAUUCCAUAGCGUGAAGUUUCUUACGGCCUGCUAAAGAGAAGAUACGCGCCUAUGUGCGGUAGAUAGCUGCACUGUGUCAGUAUUUUAGCCGCCUAUUUUUUUCUUUUGAAUUUAUCUUUUUUUUUAGUGUAGCACCGCCAUGAGUUCAGCGCCGAAUGCAGCCACUGUAACCGGACCGAGCCAGCUGCGGGUUCCCCCGGUGUCGGUACCACCGGGAGUCACGGCCGCUCCUCAGCCUCCCACCGUGCCGGUACCGCCACCUCAGUAUCCUUCACUAGCCGGCAUUUCAGUCAGCCACAGAGCCGAAGCAGAGAGCAGCGAGCGCCUGGUCUGGAUGUUUGUCAGGAUAACGGCCGCUGAGGUCCCGAGGCACCCUGGUCCUCCCUACCAAGGGCACGAUCUGGGCAAAGUCCCCUCACCUGCUCUGUCUCAGGUAUCAGCCCCUCCUGCGCCUGCCUACCGUUACCUUAAGGGCUGGGAACCAGGCGGAACGCCCUCCUACAGCCCCACACAGAAUGCUGGCUCUGCCUCCCUCAUAUAUUCUCCACAGACACAGCCAAUGAAUGUACAGCCUCCCAGUCGCCCCUUUGUGACAGGGCCUCGGCCCACCCACCAUCAGCAGAAGCCUACUAAUCCAGAUGUUUACCAGGAAAUGACUGACUGUCUCAGACACCCAGGCCGGUCAUAUGUCAGAGCCUGCCUAAGCAUGUGGGAUAUCAUGUUCUUGCACAGGGCUCAGAUGCAGACACCUCGGCCUGCUCUUCCCACCAACACUCCCUCGCUCCGGCACGGCUCUCAGACCCCCACAGCAGCUGCUGUCUAUCCCCCUAAUCAAACUAUCAUGAUGACCAUGACUCCCAUGCCUUUUCCCUCAGCGCAAACGGCUCAGUACUACAUCCCCCAGCCUCAGUAUCGACACAGUUCACCCUAUGUUGGACCUCCGCAGCAGUUCUCUGUCCCACCCCCUGCCUCUGGAACCUUCUACCCUGGCCCUGGCCCAGGAGAAUACCCUGCACCCUACGCAACAGCUGCUCCGGGUCCAGCCUAUUUUCCAGGCCAGACGGUGUAUCCCUCUUCAGCCCCAAUUAUAGUGCCUACAGCACCACAGCAGCCUCCACCAGCCAAGCGUGAGAAGAAGCCUAUCCGGAUCCGGGACCCCAACCAGGGUGGGAAGGACAUUACAGAGGAGAUCAUGGCUGGCAGCGGGAAUACCACACCCCCUGUGGGCCGUCCUUCCUCCACCCCCACCCCUCCUCAGCGAAGUGCCAGUCAGACGCCAGAGCAGUUAUACUACAACAUGGACCCACCCUACAGACUCAGUCCUGAUAGCAAGCCCACCUUAGAGGACAAGCCCAGAGCUGAUUUUGCUCCCCAUAAAUCUUCAUCUCCUGGACCUUCAGAGUCCUCCACAGAAAGAAGAGAAGCUCCAACUCUUCCUGUAUCAGACGCUUCAUCUCACACGAAACCUGGAAUGCCCUCUAGUUUCCCUCUUCCUCUCAGCACCUGCAAUUCGAAAGUUGCAGGUGAACCAGAAGAGCUUUCUAAAAUUUCCACUACUGUAGCUCAAUCUCCCAUCCCUGUGGAAGAAGAAACUCUUCCAGAAGCUACCCCCAGCCCCACCGCCUCCUCCCCUUCUCCAGGAAAAGCAGUUAAUGGUCUAUCCGAGUCACCACCCCCCUCUCCAAUCUGUGAGCAGGAGAUCCAGGUACAAGAUGUUCCCUUGACCAGCACUCAGUCCACAACUUUGGCUCAAAAUGAAGCACCAGUUUCAGGAGAAGCGAUCCAGACAGAGGCCCCUGCCCCUGUGACCCAAAUUUCAAUUAGCCCAACCACCUUGAUACCUUCUAAUGCCAUGUCUCCUCUAGCGCCAUCCUCUUGCCUGCCUGUUUUAAUUCAACCUCCCAGAAGUGACACAGACGAGCAAGGCAAGGCCCGUGGUGCUAAUGAUGUGCACCUAAAAGCUGAAACAGCAGCACAGAGCUCUGAUGGUUUAUCAGAAACACACAGUCAGACUAAUUCCAGAAAGAUAACGGCAACAGUACAAGCGGCUUCUGUUGCACCAAAGGACCGGACAAAAACAAAUGAAGAGAAUUCGGCUGUGGAUUCACUACACGAGGAAAACAAGGAGGAGUCCACCACUGAUGGCUCAGCUGGAGAAGAGGUCUGUAGACCAGCUUCAGAGAUGAGAAAUGGCUUCUCUCCAGCUCCAGCGUGCUUUCCAGAGGAGAACGGAGAGACAGAAACAGAACCGCUGAAAAACGGAGAUGGACCCGUGUUGGAAACUGAGCACCUGGAUAACACGGUCACUCCUGAGGAGGGGAAGGGCUCUCCAGUGCAGGAAGUGCUCACGCAGCCCAAUGGGAAAAGACAGUAUGACCGGGACUUCCUGCUGGGCUUCCAGUUCAUGCCAGCAUGUGUGCAGAAGCCAGAGGGCUUGCCGCAAAUCACAGAUGUAGUUCUGGAUAAGAUUAACCAAACUAAGUUACCGAUAAGGCCAGUGGACCCACGGGUGCUCUCCAGAGGGCCUGACUUCACCCCGGCGUUUGCUGACUUUAGCAGGCAGUUACUAGGAGGACGGGGAGCACCACUCCUCAGCUUGCCUGCCUGGCGACCUCAGCCUCGCAAGAUCAUCAUGAAUGUUUCCGUGAAUGAUGAGGUGCAGCUGCAAAAGGCUGAGAAUGCUUGGAAGCCUGGCAUUAAGAAAGAAACGCUCACAGAGGACCAGGAAACUCAGAAAACACAGGAGCUUUUCCGGAAGGUGCGCAGCAUCCUGAAUAAACUGACGCCCCAGAUGUUCACACAGCUGAUGAAGCAGGUGACAGACCUCACCAUAAACACAGAGGAGAGGCUUAAAGGAGUCAUCGACCUGGUGUUUGAGAAGGCCAUCGAUGAGCCCAGUUUCUCUGUAGCCUAUGCCAACAUGUGCCACUGCCUGGCUACACUGAAGGUGCCAAUGGCAGAUAAACCUGGCACUACCGUUAACUUCCGGAAGUUGCUGCUGAACCGCUGUCAGAAAGAAUUUGAAAGGGACAAAAUGGACGAUGCUGUGUUUGAGAGGAAGCGGAAGGAGCUUGACUGUGCAGCAUCAACCAGUGAGAAGGAGCGCCUGCAGGAGGAGCUGGAGGAGGCGAAGGACAAAGCCAGACGGCGCUCCACUGGCAACAUCAAGUUCAUCGGUGAGCUGUUUAAGCUGCGCAUGCUAACAGAGGCCAUCAUGCAUGACUGCGUGGUGAAGCUGCUGAAGAACCAUGACGACGAGAGCCUUGAGUGCCUCUGCAGGCUUCUCACUACCAUCGGCAAGGACCUGGACUUCGAGAAGGCCAAGCCUCGCAUGGACCAGUAUUUCAACCAGAUGGAGAAAAUUGUCAAAGAGCGCAAGACAUCAUCUCGAAUCCGCUUCAUGGUACAGGACGUGAUCGACCUGAGAUUGCAUAAUUGGGUGUCGCGCAGGGCUGAUCAGGGCCCCAAAACCAUUGAGCAGAUCCAUAAAGAGGCCAGGAUUGAGGAGCAGGAGGAGCAGAGGAAGGUCCAUCAGCAGCUAUUGUCCAAGGAUAAAAGGAGGCCAGAUCCGAGGGAUCAGCGCGGUCUGAGAGAAGAGACUUGGAGCACCGUACCAAUGACCAAAAACAGCAGGACCAUAGACCCCACAAAGAUCCCCAAGAUCUCCAAGUCGCAGUUUGAUGAUAAGAUCCAGCUUGGGCCCCGGGCUCAGCUUAGCUGGGUGAAGGGCAGCAGUGGAGGAGCCAAGGCCAGCAAUUCUGAGUCACCCUCGGGUACCAGUAGUCUGAACCGCUAUUCAGCUCUGCAGUCAUCCACAAUGCCCCCAGCCCAAACCCCUGACCCAGACUCCAAACACUCUCUAACAAGUCGAGGCAGCUGUGGUCGGGAGCGAAGUGAGAAUCCUCAGAGUACAGGCCCGUCAAGGCUCCUCAAUCGCAGUAGCAGCAAUAAGGAGCUAGGGGAGAGUGCGGCUGCUGAGGAGCCAUCCAGGGACACACAAGCCACAUCCCGCAAAACGAGCAUCUCAGAGGACAGAAGCAACACUGAGCACAGCCAGUCCCGAGAUCCUUCAGUAAAGAAAGAAAGCUCUGUGAGUGUGGCUCCAGCAAAGCCUGUCCUGUCUGAGGAGGAGAUGGAGAGGAAGUCUAAAUCCAUCAUCGAUGAGUUCCUGCACAUUAAUGACUACAAGGAGGCAGUGCAGUGUGUGGAGGAGCUGCAGCAGGUGUCUCCGCUGGCUGUAUUUGUGCGGGUGGGGGUGGAGUCCACAUUGGAACGUAGUCACAUGGCCCGAGAACACAUGGGGCAGCUCUUCUACCAGCUGAUCCACAGAGGCAGUCUACAAAGGGCCCAGCUAUAUGCAGGCUUAGCAGACACACUGGAAACGGCUGAUGACAUGGCCAUAGACAUUCCUCACAUUUGGCUGUAUCUGGCUGAGCUGCUCAGUCCUCUGCUCAAAGAGGGAGGCAUCUCCAUGAGAGAACUCUUUAGUGAAAUAAGUAAACCGUUACUCCCAGUGGGAAAAGCUGGCAUCUUAAUGGCGGAAAUACUUCACCUACUAUGCAAACAAAUGGGUCAGAAGAAAGUGGGGAGUUUAUGGAGGGAGGCAGGGCUUAACUGGAGUGACUUCCUGUCAGAAGAGCAGGAACUCCAAAGCUUCAUCUCCGAGCAGAAGCUGCAGUUCACACUAUCUGACUGUUCGUCUGCCCACUCUGCUCCUCCCAUGCACACUCUCACGCCAGAUGAGUUGCACAGACACCUUGAGCGUCUCCUACUAGAGGACCUGGCCAGUGAUGAGCAGAUUUUUGACUGGGUCGAGGCCAAUGUGGAUGAAUCUCAGAUGAGCUCUUCCCCAUUCCUGAGAGCUUUAAUGACUGCAGUGUGUAAGGCAGCUGUUAGAGAUGAGAAUUCGUCCUGCAGAGUGGAUACAGCCAUCAUACAGAAGCACCUCCCUGUGUUACAAAAGUACUUUAACUCGGACACUGAGCGUCAGUUACAAGCACUUUAUGCACUGCAAGCAUUAAUAGUGACCUUGGAUCAACCACCCAAUCUGCUAAGGAUGUUCUUUGACUGCCUCUACGACGAGGACGUGAUUUCAGAGGAUGCUUUCUACAAAUGGGAAACAUGUAAAGACCCAGCUGAGCAGCAGGGAAAGGGCAUAGCGCUAAAGUCCGUCACCGCCUUCUUCACCUGGUUACGGGAGGCUGAGGAAGAGUCCGAGGACAAUUGAUGUGAGGAGGCGGCGGCCACCGAUUGAUGCAUGGAGGCACGCUGCCAAUACAAACGGAAAACUGUACCCUCUGAACUCAAACACACUACCUUCACACACGCUCUCACUCGUGGCCAGACACAAGGUGUAGCGCCUGAGUUUCUCGUGGUAUGGAUUCUGAAAAGCUAAAACCCUGUAUCAUAUAUAUAUAUAGAAAAUAUUUUUUGGUUUAAAUUUUGACAAUUUUUGUUCCUUUUGUUAUUUUUAAAGAAGAAGCUUAAAAGAAACAGGUUCUGAAAUUCUUAAUUUAUUAUUUUUUUAAACAUUCACAAAUACAAAGUCUAUUUAACAUUUGCAGGUCUUCACAAUAAGAGGAAUGUUGAUAGAAAUAACAGAAAUACCUUAAUAUUAAUGGCUAUUAAGAAAUAUGUACUCACCCUUCCUGAAUUUCAUGUCAUACGAGCCUGAAGGGAAGGAAAAUUUUGGCAUAAAGGGGAUGAUGCAGAAAAAACUGACUGUUUUCUCAGGUCAUGUUGUUCUUGAGUAACCCCAGUAAUUGCAUCUAUUGUUUUAUUUUUAUUCAGUGUGGAAAGUGGGUAAAUUCUCACCAUGAGAAAGUUUAUGCAAAAAUGCAUAGGUCUCACAAAUAGGAGAACUUCCUGAAGAUUAUGAACACUAGAUGAAUUGAAGGAUUACGAUGCAAAUACUACUAAUGCAAGUUUAAACCGUUCCAUGGCGGCCCUGCCUGCUUGUGAUAAAUGCCUAUUGGAGAACAUGUAAAACUUGUAAAUACAUUAAACACCAUAAAAGCGA
Messenger RNA from Pangasianodon hypophthalmus (striped catfish), 6575 nucleotides. RefSeq names its product eukaryotic translation initiation factor 4 gamma, 3a (gene eif4g3a). Gene Ontology annotation, molecular function: translation initiation factor activity; mRNA binding; protein binding. Bases 696 to 5783 code for a protein of 1695 amino acids. Lineage: Eukaryota; Metazoa; Chordata; Actinopteri; Siluriformes; Pangasiidae. Gene Ontology annotation, cellular component: eukaryotic translation initiation factor 4F complex. The record is from RefSeq and is a predicted model, not a curated record. The transcript has 34 exons.